AUGGACAUUGAACGAAACCUUCGUAACAAUGCCAUGCAGUACAUGGCUAUGGAGUACAUUUACAGCAGCAUGUACGGGGCAGUGUACAGUGUCUGUACGUGGCCUCGACUCCUGCUCAGCUAUUUACUAGGAGUACUGGGCUUUAUUGACAAGAAGACCGGAGAUGGCGAUACGGGGGGAGGACCCGUGCCACAAAAAGAGAGCACUCCGAUGCAGACCAUGGCGGUAUCCGCGUCGCAAUCGGCGGCCAUUGGAGUAUCCAGUGGAGUCAUGGCGGCCACCAGUCCGGCUGCUGCCGGAGCAUCCUCUCUCGCCGCUGCUGUGUCUACCGUUUCCUCCCUAUCGACGCCGGCCCAGAUUGGGAUUGCCGUGGCAGCCGCUGCCACUCUGGCGGCUACGACGGCGGGCAUUGCGGCCCUCGCCGCCAGCAAUAGCAACGCCUGCAGCUCCACCGACAUGAAACAAGGGGUCGUGCAAAUGGCGUUUGCUUCCAACAGUACUACUGGCAGUGACACAACGACUCUCCUAUUAGAGAACCAACAAGACUUGGAAGAUAUCUUUGCCCAAGUCUACAACAAUGUCACGGCAAAUGCGACAGCCGAUUCCAUCGUUGAUCGAUGCGACAGUCCCUACAUUCCAACCGAUGGAGUCAAGUUGAUGCAGGUCGAGUCCAUUGACGGGGAAAAUUUUACCAAUACCUAUUGGGUCACGGACGUUCAGUGCAAUGGAUGUUCCGAUAAAGACCCCCUUUUUGGCACCAACAACGGCGACGACAGCAGUAUCCCCAUGGAUGACGCAUUAUUCAAUGAUUUUGUGGACGAGUUCACACAAGCAAUACAACCCGUGUUGGUCCCAGAGACGAGUCAAAACGCCGAUACAACAAACGGCCAAAUUCCUGGUGGCGUCGAGCAGCAAGAACCACCACCAGUCACCAUUCCAUUUGUAGCGUUGGUGGAUCCCGUCACGGGAGAGACACUUCCAGAGCAACCACGGCGAACAUCAGAUACCAUUGAAUUGUUGCCAGAACUGGAUACUGUUUGGAAUGGAAAUAAUCCAGAGCAAGACCGACUCGUUGUACCAGGGCCAAGCACUGUAGCGGCAACACCUGCUGCUUCGACUCCUGCUGAUGCGUCGACUCCUGAUGCAACGACUCCUGCAUCGACAUUGUCAAACCCUACAGCCAAUGCUCAGCCGGGGGCAGUACCUGAUCAGCCGGGGGCAGCACCCGGUCCACCGGGACCAACGUCUGGUGCAGACACCCCUCCUGGAACACCAGCUACACCCGAUGGCCCUGCCCAAGACCAAAACACUCCUGCCGCAAGUGUUCCAUCAGUAAUGGCGUCAAGUCCCAAUGCAGCGCCUUCUAUUGUAAUAGCUGGCCCGCCCAAUCAGGGACCAUCGUCGUCAAUGGCUAGUCCAACAACCAUUGCUACCCAGCCGGGUUUAGCUGCCGCCAAUCCUACUGUUGUUGUUGGCAAUCCCAGUGGAAAUGGCGCCAACUUGCCACCACCUGCAGCCACGAGUUCUUCUUUUCCCUCCAGCAAUCCCGAUCAAGUUUCAGGCAGUGAUAACCAACAACAACAGCCAGCAGGAGAACCAAGUCUCCAAACCAACCCACUGCCAACAUCAUCAGGGAAUGGCAACCCGGGAAAAUCCCCAUCUGUGGUGCCUCCUCCUAAUGCUGGUCGGCCCAACAUGGCACCCUCCAGAAACCAAGAUACCACCAAUUCGGUGCCCGGUACUCCUGGGUUUCCUACUGGUAGCAUCGGUGGUUCCCAACCCCAAUCACCAGGUCAAAUUCCUUCCUCCUCUUCUGUACCGGGAUUGCCAUCUACUCCAGCAAGACCCAGCGCUGAUAUGCAAUCACCCGCAGGAAUCCUCUCAAGUGGGGCACCUAAUCUGCCGUCUGCAAUUGUCAUUGUGUAUUCUGGACCAUCUCCUGCAAAUGAUGCACCAAACGGCAACCCCCAAUCUUCACCAACCUCUGUUUCGGCAGCAGUUGUUUCACCACCAGCCUUCUUGUCAACCACUACAUCAACAGUUCCAACAAUUGCUCCCACAAGAGCAACGCUUUCCGCAGAGACAUGCGCUGCCCUGCAAAUGUUUGGAUCCCAUGCAUCAUCGGGAGCUUGUAGCAACAUCAAUAAUGGAGGCAGCAGCAGUCCAAACUCUUUGUCUCCCAAUACACUUAUUCCAGCUCCUACCAAUCCUACAGUGCAACCACAAAAUACACCACAAAAAACACUUGCACCAGCUACAAUAAAAGCUUUGAACGAAUAUACCCAGAGAGCCGAUACUCCAGUACCAACCAGGUUGACCCAAUCAGAACCCUCAUCUAUCGCUGCGAGCAGAACAACUACAAACCCAACAGCAAUGCCCGUAACAGAUGCUCCUACACCUGAACCAACCCCUGAACCCACAGAAACUCCCACUUUAGCACCCACAGAAGAACCAACAAAUAACCCAACCAAUAGCCCCACAAAUGAACCAACAACUCAGCCCACUGAAGACCCAACACCAAUCCCAACCAUAGACCCCACAAAUUUCCCAACAAGCAAUCCCACACCUGCUCCCACAAAUCAGCCUGAAGUGCCCCAUCAGGCAGCAUCUUUAAUUCUUCCCUUUCCUUCAGUUGCGCCAUCACAAGGUUUGGAUUGGAUUUCUGGGUUUAUGCUGGUUGAUGCUGAUUCAGGGGUUGAUAUUGGUGAAAUUACAGACGGUAGUGUCAUUGACCUUGGUGAUGUGUACGGGUCUUCAGUACAAGAUCGAAAGAAGAAAGUCCGACAUCUUCAAACUGUUACUAACCCAACAAAUUUGAACAUUAGGGUUGUCUCGAACCCAUCAACCCUGGACAGUGUCGACUUUUUCGAAAAUGGCAACUUCACACGAACUGAAACUUCAGCCCCUUAUGCUCUUGCAGGGAAGACUCCCGUCGGAAACUACCUUGCAAGCCGCACAUUGUCAACUGUAGCUUCAUCUCUUCUCCUCAAGGCAGUACCCACUCUUAAUGGCGUUGUGGGAACACCUCUCGAAAUCACCGUCUCUGUUGUGUCUGCCAUCACAAACACCCCAACCAGCCCCAGUGCCGGCCAGUCUCCUACAGGAAAUCCUACCAAAGCGCCUACAAAGGCCCCAACGGCUCCUACAAAAGCACCUUCACAAGCACCCAUUAUGCCGGGAGCACCCACAAAAGCACCAACUGUGGCUCCAGCUCCAACUAAGGCUCCCACGAAAGCACCAACGGAGACACCUACAAAAGCUCCAACUGUGGCUCCCACAAAAGCACCUUCACAACCACCCAUUAUGCCGGGAGCACCCACAAAAGCACCAACUGUGCUCCAGCUCCAACUAAGGCUCCACGAAAGCACCAACGGAGGCACCUACAAAAGCUCCAACUGUGGCUCCACAAAAGCACCUUCACAAGCACCCAUUAUGCCGGGAGCACCCACAAAAGCACCAACUGUGGCUCCAGCUCAACUAAGGCUCCCACGAAAGCACCAACGGAGACACCCACGAAAGCACCAACCGAAACACCUACAAAAGCUCCAACGAAGGCUCCAACGAGAUCACGACACAGGCACCGAUUACGCGGGAGCACCACAAAAGCCCUACAAAAGCCCUACAAAAGCACCAACUGCACCGAUUAUGCCAGGAGCACCCACAAAAGCCCCUUCGAAGGCACCUACAAAAGCACCUACUGUGGCUCCAGCACCAACUAAGGCCCCACCAAAUCACCGACACAAGCACCAACUCGGGCUCCCACAAAAGCACCUACAAAACACCAACAGUGGCUCGGCUCCAACUAAGGUCCCAACAAAAUCACGACAAAGCACCAACUCGGCUCCCACAAAAGCACCUACAAGCACCAACGUGGCUCCGGCUCCAACUAACGCCCCAACAAAAGCACCGACACAAGCACCCAUUAUUGCAGGAGCACCUACGAGAGCACCAACAAAGGCUCCCACAAAAGCACCUACCGUGGCUCCAGCACCUACCAAGGCACCUACCAAGGCACCUACUAAAAAACCGACCAAAGCACCUACUAAAGCUCCACCAAAGCCCCCACAGCACCCACAAAAGCACCUUCCAAAGCACCAACAAAGCUCCCACCAAAGCCCCAACCAAGGCACCACAAGGCACCACCAAAGCCCUAUAAAGCUCUACAAGGCAACAAAGCACCAACAAAGCACCUACCAAGGCACCUACAAAAGCCCCAACCAAAGCACCUACCAAGGCCCACAAAGCACCUACCAAGGCACCCACAAAGCACCAACCAAGCACCCACCAAAGCCCAACCAAGGCACCCACAAAGCACCAACCAAGCACAACAAGCACCCACCAAAGCACCACCAAAGCCCCAACCAACACCUACUAAAGCCCAACCAAAGCUCCAACUAA
Seminavis robusta is the source of this 4398-nucleotide messenger RNA. The record is from the annotation of a GenBank genome assembly. Lineage: Eukaryota; Bacillariophyta; Bacillariophyceae; Naviculales; Naviculaceae.